GGGCCCAAACUACCUGAAACAUCAGUGGGAUCACGAUAACGCAAGCCGACCACCUCAGCACACGAACGCGCGCAGCCCAAAAACUUUCUCGCGACACCGACCUCACCUCGGACUCCACGUCGCCAUGGUGCCGAGGCUGGAGCGCGGCGGCGCCGGCGGGUUCCAGCUCCCGAACUCCGAGCAGGAGAACUCGCUCUUCCUCCGCGCGCUCAUCUCCGUCGUCUCCGGGGACACCGCGGCCCCCGCCUUGCAACCGGAGCUGUCGACGCCGCCCUUUGCUGCUCCGGCGCCUGCGGCUGCGGCUGCUGCGUGCGCCAGGUGCGGCGUGGACGGGUGCCCCGGCUGCGAGUUUGCCGCCGCGGCCGCGGCGACGACCGGGUCGAGCAGCGAGGGAGAGGAGUGCUCGGCCGCGAGCUUCGUGAAGAACGGCGGCGUGGGCAAGCGGCGGGCUGGCGGCGGCGGGAGCAAGUUCCGGGGCGUGCGGCAGCGGCCGUGGGGCAAGUGGGCCGCGGAGAUCCGCGACCCGCACCGCGCCGUGCGCAAGUGGCUCGGCACCUUCGACACCGCCGCCGAGGCCGCCCGCGCCUACGACGUCGCCGCGCUCGAGUUCCGCGGCCACCGCGCCAAGCUCAACUUCCCGGCCGGAGCCACGUCCGCGUCUGCUUCUGCUUCCUCCUGGGCGGCUGCGCAGCCCCGUCCCCAGCGGCAGCAAAGGCCAGAGAGCCCUCGCGAGAAGUGCGGGUCAAAUGCGUCGUCGCCGGUGCACGUCCCGCGGCUGCCGGAGCAGGGGAGGCCGGUGGCGCGGGAGCAGGAGAUCUGGGACGGGCUGCACGAGAUCAUGAUGAUGGACGACGGCAACUUCUGGUCCAACCCCAAGCCAUGAUCACCACCGCUCAUUACCUCGUUCUCCUCAUGUUCCAUUGCGACUACAUAAUAAAGCUUAGUACAAAAUGAGUUCAAUAAACGAUAUGCACAAUGUUCCAUGGGUUAUA
Messenger RNA from Aegilops tauschii subsp. strangulata, 992 nucleotides. RefSeq lists its product as uncharacterized. NCBI's taxonomy places the organism in Eukaryota, Viridiplantae, Streptophyta, Magnoliopsida, Poales, Poaceae. The record is from RefSeq and is a predicted model, not a curated record. Gene Ontology annotation, biological process: regulation of DNA-templated transcription. Gene Ontology annotation, molecular function: DNA-binding transcription factor activity; DNA binding.